AACAUCAAUGCGAACAAUUAGAGUGUGCGAGCCUGGCAUCAUUUGGUGUAGUUUUAUCAACUGAAUGGGCAGAGCGUCUAGCUGGUGAGCCCGUUAUUAUGGCCUCGAUGGGAAAAGUUUUGGCUUGAAAGGGUCAUUAAAUAAGAAGCAGAUGAUGAUGAUGAGGCAUGAGGAGAGGAGACAGACUUGUCAGCUUGGCAAUAGCAUAAAAUACAAACAGCCAAAUACACGAGUACAUACGAACAAAAGAAAACAAAAUUCGAACGGACAACACACAAAAAGAUAAAAGCAUCUCUGCCAAAUUCGAUGAAUGCAACGGCAAAGAAACUGUGAACUGAGUGUAGAAAGGCUACGGUUUACAUUCAAGUUUCAAUUCACAAUUGGCGCGACAAACGAGUGACAGCCGUUUGAUAUAGCACUCGAUAUGAAGGCCAACAUAUGGCCAGAAGCGCUGAUCAAGGUCUGUUAAUUGAGCUACAGGAAACAUCAACGGCAGAGACGAACACCUUGACAGCAGUCGCCGCUGUCGCCGCCGCCGCAGCAACGGCCGCAGCCAUGGCAUCCAGCAUGGAUAACAAUACCGUCUAUUCCUACGAUAUAUCCGCAACGGACGUGCUCUAUCAAUGGAGCGCAUCGGCCAACGAUGCACGUGCCGUUGCCCCAGACACAUCUAGCCCGCUGUCUACAGCAGCCGCAGCAGCAGUUGGCGCAGCACGUGUCGGCUCGGGCGGCCUGAAUGAAACACACUUUCUGCUGGUUGACUAUGCGACCAGCAUGAACGACAGCCUCGACUAUGCCUCCUAUCAGCAGCAGCUGGCCAGCACUGAAUGCCGCCAGAUGGACAAUAAUAUGACCUAUUGGAAUCUUACCUGCGAUUCGCCGCUGGACUAUGCACUGCCACUGUACGGCUACUGCAUGCCCUUCCUGCUCUUCAUGACCAUAAUAUCCAAUUCGCUGAUUGUGCUCGUCCUCAGCAAGAAAAGUAUGGCAACGCCCACCAACUUUGUCCUAAUGGGCAUGGCCAUUUGCGAUCUGCUGACGGUUGUAUUCCCCGCUCCUGGCCUCUGGUAUAUGUACACAUUUGGCAAUCAUUACAAGCCCAUGCAUCCGGUCUCCAUGUGUCUGGCCUACAGCAUUUUCAAUGAGAUCAUGCCCGCCAUGUGUCACACCAUCUCCGUCUGGCUGACUCUGGCCCUGGCCGUGCAAAGGUACAUCUACGUGUGCCAUGCACCCAUGGCACGCACCUGGUGCACGAUGCCCCGCGUGAAGCGCUGCACCUUCUACAUAGCGCUGCUGGCAUUUUUGCACCAGCUGCCGCGCUUCUUCGACCGCACCUAUAUGCCCGUUCAGAUCGAGUGGAACGGCAACGAGACCGAGGUGUGUCACCUGGAGACAUCGCUGUGGGUGCACGAGUACAUUGGCGUCGAUCUCUACUAUACGAGCUACUAUCUGUUCCGGGUGAUAUUCGUCAAUCUGCUGCCCUGCAUCAUUUUGGUGACACUCAACAUUCUGUUGUUUGCGGCACUGAGGCAGGCGCAGGAGCGGCGCAAGCUGCUCUUCCGCGAGAACCGCAAGAAGGAGUGCAAGAAGCUGAGAGACUCCAACUGCACCACCCUGAUGCUGAUUGUGGUUGUAUCGGUGUUUCUCAUUGCCGAAAUACCCAUUGCCGUGGUCACCUCCAUGCACAUCGUCAGCUCGCUGAUCAUCGAGUUCUUGGACUAUGGCAUUGCCAACAUUUUCAUCAUGCUGACCAACUUCUUUCUGGUGCUCAGCUAUCCGAUCAACUUUGGCAUCUACUGCGGCAUGUCGCGCCAGUUUCGCGAGACCUUCAAGGAGAUCUUUAUGGGCCGCAUGGCUGGCAAGAAGGACAGCUCGUCCAAGUACUCGAUCGUGAAUGGACCACGCACCUGCACCAACACCAACGAGACUGUCCUCUAGUAAUUGGUGAUGUUGGU
Messenger RNA from Drosophila hydei, 1955 nucleotides. It is a transcript of the gene SPR, whose product is annotated as sex peptide receptor. The record is from RefSeq and is a predicted model, not a curated record. NCBI's taxonomy places the organism in Eukaryota, Metazoa, Arthropoda, Insecta, Diptera, Drosophilidae. The transcript has 5 exons. The coding region runs from base 439 to 1938 and encodes 499 amino acids. Gene Ontology annotation, molecular function: G protein-coupled peptide receptor activity. Gene Ontology annotation, cellular component: membrane. Gene Ontology annotation, biological process: G protein-coupled receptor signaling pathway.